GGACUCAGCCAAUCACAGAGCAGCAGCUCUGAAGGUGGUGAUGAUGGUCAAACUGAAGUUCAGAACCGACAGAGUAACUGGAUUGUUGGUACCGCACUGUUUUAUGGAACAUGAAAUAAAUAGAACCGGAUCUUUGCUGCUGUUUGUUCACAUUAUGACAUUUAUUUGGGAAUAAAGAAUGCAAUUUUGCACAUUUGGACUUUUUGUAGGACUGAGACCGGAGGAGGAACCAUCAGAACCAGAACCGCCUCGGUGAAGGGAUGGAGAUGUCAGGUUAACGAUGACUCUGUGACCAGUUGUACCUAAUAAAGUGGCCGGUGAGGGUACAUUUAAAAUCCAAGCAGUUUCAGAAAGACUGGGCCUUUAUUAUGUGAUAUAAUGACUUGCCAUACCGGGAGGAGACCUACUCUGAAAUCACGGAUCGACUUUAUUCGGGUAUUUCCGUCGUUUUUUACGGAGCUUUAGAUGUUGAAAUAAUGUGACCUGACGGUGGGAGCAGAACCUCAGAUGGGUUCUGAUUGGUUCUGAUCUUUCGGGUCCACUUCUACGCGGUGAAGAAAGGAACUGUUGAACUUUCCAGGAUCCGGUUCCUCUGAGCUCGGUUCAGUUCGGGUAUGUGAGUCCUGCUUCAGCUGAUCCCUGGAUUGGACCGGGCCGGAGGCUCCGAACCGUUCUGCGGUCCAACUUCAGGUCAGAACUCCAGAGUUCGGAAUCCGGACGGGCUGCGGAGGAAGAGGAAGCGCUCUCUGUCUAAUGGACAAAGUUCCUUCAUCAUCAUCAUCACAUCAGCUGCGGCCAGAGAGGAAGAUGAGCAUCAUCAUCAUCAUCAUGUCGGUCUGUCUGGUUCCGCUGGUUCCGCUGGUCUCCUGCAGCGCAGAGACGCCUGAUGAGGAAAACCUGAACCCGGAGGAGUGGCUCCGUCGUUUCGGCUACCUGUCCCGGUCCGGUCUCCAGAUGUCCGGCCCGCUUUCGGCCCAGAUUCUGUCCAGAGCCGUCAGCGACAUGCAGCGCGUCUACGGCCUGGCGCCGACCGGACGCCUGGACGCCGCCACGCUGGCGGCGAUGCAGCGGCCUCGCUGCGCCCUCCCUGACAGGACGCCUGAGGCCGGGGUCGGCGGGGUCAGGAUGAGGCGCUUCGCCCUGACGGGUCAGCGCUGGGAUAAGGAGCGGCUCUCCUUCAGCAUCCUGUACCGGCGGAUCCCGCCCUCGCUGGGUCUGAACCGGACCUCCGACGCAAUCCGCCGGGCCUUUGGCGUGUGGAGCCGCGUGACGCCGCUGUCCUUCCAGGAGCAACCUGCGGGGGGCGCCGCCGACAUCCUGCUCCUCUUUGCCUCUGGUUUCCAUGGAGACAUGUCCCCGUUCGACGGCGAGGGCGGGUCGCUGGCCCACGCCUUCUACCCCGGGCCGGGAACGGGCGGAGAUACGCACUUCGACGCCGACGAGCCGUGGACGCUGGACGCCCAGAACCAGGAAGGUAUCGACCUCUUCCUGGUGGCGGUGCAUGAACUAGGCCACGCUCUGGGCCUGGAGCAUUCAGAGAACCCCGCCGCCAUCAUGGCUCCUUUCUACCAGUGGAGCGACGCGCAAAACUUCAGCCUGCAUGGCGACGACAUCGCAGGGGUCCAGCGCAUGUAUGGUCCUCCUGUAGCCUCUGAUGCUCCGCCCUCUUCUCCUCCCACGCAUCGUGAUGACAUCAUCAUCACCACGCCCCUCUCCACACCCUCCUCACCUGAUCCCCCCGACCCGACCCAAACCGACCCGGAUCCCCAAGCCCAGCCGGAUCCGAGCCUCAGCCCCCCUCUGGCCACGCCUACCUCUCAUCUGGUUUCGCCCCUCACCACCUGGACCGGGCCGGACCCGGACCCGGUCACGCCGGCGGUCAGGACAGACGGCCCGCCCAGCAUCUGUGACGGAGACUUUGACACGGUGACGUUGCUGCGAGGCGAAAUGUUCGUCUUCAAGGGCCGCUGGUUCUGGCGGGUCCGGAGGAACCGGGUCCUGGAGAACUACCCCAUGCCCAUCUCCGUCUUUUGGAACGGCCUCCCUGACGACAUCAACGCCGCCUACGAACGACACGACGGGAAAUUUGUCUUCUUUAAAGGCGACAGGUUCUGGUUGUUCCGGGAGGCCGACGUUCUGCCCGGCUAUCCUCAGCCGUUGCACCAGUACGGCCGAGGAAUCCCCGUCCAUCGGAUCGACACCGCCAUCUGGUGGGAGCCCAAUGAGUUCACCUACUUCUUCAGCGGCGACAGGUACUGGCGCUACAACGAGGAGACGCGCAGCGCCGACCGCGACUUCCCCAAACCCAUCAGCAGGUGGGGCAAGAUCCCGGCCUCGCCCAGGGGAGCCUUCCUCAGCGAAGACGGAGCCUCCACCUACAUCUACAAAGGCUCCAGUUACUGGAGGUUCGACAACCGCCGGACGGAGGCGGACCGCGGCUACCCCCGCUCCAUCCUGAAGGACUUCAUGGGCUGCGUUGGAGUCCCCGACCCGGACCCGGACCCGGAAACCGAGCGGAACCCGGGGACGGAACUGGUCCGACCCCCGCGGCCGACCAAACCGGGCCGCGGGCCGGACCGGGAGCUCAGGCCCGGCAGCACAGAAGACGACCCAGACCAGGAAGUGAACGUGGUGGUGACGGUGACCGACAGCGAGUCAAAGGUCAUGACCCUGGUCAUGGUGACGGCACCGCUGCUGCUCAUCCUGUGCAUCCUGGUUCUGGUCUACACCAUCCUCCGGACUCUGCAGAACAAGGAGCCGCCCCGGGCCCUGGUGCACUGCAAGCGCUCUCUGCAGGACUGGGUCUGACCCAGUCCAGGGGCCGACUGGACCGCCGGUACCACCGGUACCACCGGUACCACCGCCCUGAUCCCUCACCACCACGCUGUCACCCUCUGCCCUCCUUCUUCUAUCUCAGAUUUGUUUAAAAGUGUCGCAGCUCCAGUCUGCUCUCUGUGCCUUUGGCUGGACGAUGAGGCUGCUGCUGGACGGCAGCCUCAUCUGGACGCCAGCGAGCUUCGGAUCAGCUCCAGGCGGAUCCGGCUGCAGCAGAAAUGCAGACGAAGACAUUAGAGCUCAGAGAUCAGAGACACUGCAACCCGACACCACGGCGUCACUGAAUACCAAACUCCUUAUGUUGUUUAUUCAACUUAAAACUCUGAUUUUAUCUGACAAUCAAUUAGGACGUGGAGAAGACCAGAAGGUUCCACAGCAUCAUGCUGCCACCACCAUGCUUUAGCCUGGAGGUGGAGAGUUCAGGCUGUUGGAUUUUGAGCUCUUGGAGCUGUUCAUAGCUGGGAUGUUGUCGCAGAUCCGAACCUGGCUGUAAACAGAACCAGAACCUUCCAGUUCUGCUGCUGGACCUCUGGAACCUCUGAGACCAGAACCAGAACCGCUCCAGUUGGAUCAUGUGUUGUCCUAGGUAACAAUCAACUAACUGUGUUACCUUCUGUUGUUAUAAUAAUGCUCUACAUAGUACUUCCUGAUUUAACGCCUUUAAAUUGGGCCUCUGGCUCUUUAAAAGCUCCCGCUCUUCCUGAAGCUCCGCCUCCAGGAAGUUGUCCCAACAUGGCUCCUCUAUUAACCUUUUAACAUUUUUACCAGCGCUGCUCUGAGCAGCAGCUCAGCAGCUCCACCUGCUGUCUGCUAAUUGCUGCUGGCUAGUCUGAAGGAGCUGAAUGGGGAGGAGCUGCGCCUCGAAGGCGGGGCUAAGUCCACCCAGGCGUUUUGCAGCUGAAUGGUUGCCAUGGAGAUUAAAGGAUUUCUAAAACAUGAAAGAGUCAGAGCAACACUGCAGGGAGAAACAUGACAACUGUUGGUUUUUCAUGAUGCUGCCCCUUUAAGUCCCACACAGCUCUGAUUUAAGGUUUCAGAAUAAAGGAAUCUAAAAACCAAGGAUCAUUUUUCUUCCAACUCUGCUUCUUGAAGGUUCGUCUCAUAAAGUCCCAAUAAAACAGUUCAAUCAG
Messenger RNA from Xiphophorus hellerii (green swordtail), 3965 nucleotides. RefSeq names its product matrix metalloproteinase-15-like. Lineage: Eukaryota; Metazoa; Chordata; Actinopteri; Cyprinodontiformes; Poeciliidae. Bases 754 to 2808 code for a protein of 684 amino acids. Gene Ontology annotation, molecular function: zinc ion binding; metalloendopeptidase activity. Gene Ontology annotation, biological process: proteolysis; extracellular matrix organization; collagen catabolic process. Gene Ontology annotation, cellular component: extracellular matrix. The record is from RefSeq and is a predicted model, not a curated record. The transcript has 10 exons.